UAGAUAUUUAAACCGGACAAAUACAAGUGUUGAGGCAAUUAUGUCGGACGAGCGAGCAUAGCUGGGUCUUUAGCUUUAAUUCGCCGAUCUGAUUGUAUUUGAUUAGGGAUCUCUCAUCUAUCAUCUGCGACUCUAAAAAAUGAAGCAUAUAGUAAAGAUAUUGAGCCUGUUGGUGGCGAUCUCUGCCUUCUGGAUUGGUCUUUUGCAGGCUGCUAUCGUUCCUCGAACCCACACAUGGUUGCUACCGAUCUACUUUGUAGUGUCUCUCGGAUGCUAUGGUCUAUUAAUGGUUGGUAUUGGGCUAAUGCAGUUUCCUACCUGUCCCCAAGAAGCAGUUCUUUUACAGCAGGAUAUUGCAGAGGCCAAGGACUUCUUUAAGCACAAAGGGGUCGAUGUCGGAUCAGACUGAUACAAUAGCGCUUGUUAUGGCCAAACACUAGAAUAGUUUUAUCUUAACGGCAAGAGAUCUUACAUGCGUCUGUUUGAAUAGUUGAAUUAAACUGUGUUUUCUGACUUUACUUGAGGAAAUGUUGGCAAACGCCAUUACACAAAAAAGCAACAACUAAUAACAAUUUGUCUUCUUCU
Molecule: messenger RNA, 585 nt
Organism: Raphanus sativus (radish)
Lineage: Eukaryota; Viridiplantae; Streptophyta; Magnoliopsida; Brassicales; Brassicaceae
Product: dolichol-phosphate mannose synthase subunit 3
Exons: 4
Coding region: 140-409 (89 amino acids)
Biological process (GO): GPI anchor biosynthetic process
Cellular component (GO): dolichol-phosphate-mannose synthase complex; endoplasmic reticulum membrane
Source: RefSeq, a predicted model, not a curated record